Messenger RNA from Trematosphaeria pertusa, 2045 nucleotides. RefSeq lists its product as uncharacterized. Lineage: Eukaryota; Fungi; Ascomycota; Dothideomycetes; Pleosporales; Trematosphaeriaceae. The transcript is spliced from 7 exons. Gene Ontology annotation, cellular component: nucleus. The record is from RefSeq and is a predicted model, not a curated record. Gene Ontology annotation, molecular function: DNA-binding transcription factor activity, RNA polymerase II-specific; zinc ion binding; RNA polymerase II transcription regulatory region sequence-specific DNA binding. Gene Ontology annotation, biological process: regulation of DNA-templated transcription. The coding region runs from base 219 to 1784 and encodes 521 amino acids.
CCUCAGCACUCGCGUGCCGCUGGAACAUCGCUCGCCGCCGCCCACGUCCUGCCCAGCACCGGCUCCAGUGUGUCACCAAGGAACGUGCUCGAGCGGCUGCCACAUUCGCCUGCCUUUCCUGUGCGCCUGCGCAUGACGGGCCAGUCGUAGACCAUCCCCGCCUGCGCCCUUCCGAGACGAGCAUCCAGCGCUGAAACCUGCGCUCACCGCCGUGGUUGAUGACGGACGAGGCCCAGAGACCCAAUGGAUCCGCCGCCUCUAGUAUGACAGCGUCCAGGCGCGUGGAUCAGGGGAACGGCGCCGACAGCGCCAAAGCACCCAAGAGCAGUUCGCCGUCGAAAGACAAGGGCCCCGCGUCCGGCUCCGAGGCGCCGACGAGAACUCCAAAGAAGCGUAGAAAGGUCAAUCAUGCGUGCAUCUACUGCAGACGUUCGCAUAUGACAUGCGACCUCGAGCGGCCGUGUACGCGGUGUAUCAAGCGAAAUAUUGGACACCUCUGCCACGAUGAACCUCGAGACGGCGUCAAGAAGUCCAAGUCCGAGCCUGAGAACGCCAAUGGCGACGACGACGGCUCCAAGCACGAGGCAACGCCCCCCGAGGUCCCUGUAAAUGCUAUCAACCAACCCACUACUGCUCCAGAUGCAGGGCUCAACCUGGCGCCACCUCCUCUGCCUCCUAACAGAGGUGCCAACGCAGCAUCGAUCGCCCAGCCCACGCCCGUAUCUGCGCCACAGCUGCCCUCCCUGACCGCUCAUAACUCGUCUCUUUUGAGCCUCAAUGACUGGCCUUCGUCAUCCCAUAAUAACUUUCAUGAUAUGCACCACUUCCACCCGUCCUAUAUGUUCAGCACGUCCGAAGUUAGCAACGAGUAUAAUCUGCUCAACGACUUCCUCAACAACAGCCUCAUGGAUGACGGCUCCUUUUACGGCGGUGGUGAUUUCCACCAACUAUUCUCCGAUGCCUCUUUGAUGCACCCUAUGGGUAGCCUUACGAACAACACGCCCUACAACCCGAACGCCUCCGGUAGCGCUCAGUUGCUGCCGCCACCCGCCCAAGUUGCCGCAGGCAACGCUAUUCAGAGGCCGUCGAGCGGCUUUCCCAUGGACAAAGCCCGAGAGAAAUACUAUAUGACGGCUGCGGACCCCGCAGGCACAGAUAGCCCCGAGGAGCGAAUGAACAAGUUGCUCAAAGCCAAGAUGGACGCUGGGCUGCUGAAGCCGUUCAACUACGUGAAAGGCUACGCUCGGCUGAAUCAGUACAUGGAGCAGAACCUACAGCAGAUCUCACGCGUCAGGAUCCUGCGGCAAUUGGACCGCUUCAGGCCAAAAUUCCGUGAGCGGAUGCAGUCGUUGUCCGACAUGGACCUCGUCCGUAUUGAGAUGUGGUUCGAUAAGAGCCUCAUGGAGUACGACCGUAUCUUCGCAAGCAUGGCCAUUCCGGCCUGUUGCUGGCGGAGAACGGGGGAGAUAUACAGAGGGAACAAAGAGAUGGCGCGCCUCAUCCACGUGCCUAUGUCGAAGUUGCGAGAUGGUAACAUUGCUCUCCAUGAGAUCAUCGCCGAACCCUCAUUAGUGUCAUACUGGGAGAAAUUCGGCGCCAUCGCUUUCGACUCCAGUCAAAAGGCCAUCCUGACCAGUUGUUCGCUCAAAAAUCCCGAUCCUAAUUCGAAGGAUCCCGAGAUAAGAUGCUGCUUCUCCUUCACGGUCAAGCGAGACAUGCACAAUAUCCCUGCUUUGAUCGUCGGCAAUUUCCUCCCCAUCACGGAGCCCAUAUCCAACUCAUGAAAUUGGAUCAGUGUGCGUGUAGUCGCGUGAACCACACAUGUGCGGUGUUUGUACUGUACUAAUAUACAACUGGGCGAACGAUCUGACGUGUUAUGCGGCAUGUACAAAACUGGUGCAUCAGAAAAGGAAUGAAUGGGCUGAGUGGAUGUUUCCUACAUUGCUAUGCGGUUCUUCUACUUCACAAUCACUCAGGCAGACGAUAAAUUUUGGAAAUCUGCCCCAGCCUGUAUCGUGUACCUGGGUCAGGAUAUCUGCUCCCAG